UUCAGCGUUCGUACUCUCGCCCUUGAGAGGGUUAACAACGAUUGUUCGACAAACGUGCAAACAAAAUGUCAAACACAGUUCCCACCGUCAGCCUUGGCAAUGAAUAUAACAUUCCCGGACUUGGAUACGGAACGUAUCUGGCUAAACAAGAUCAGGGAAUUGAUCUGGUUAAAAAAGCAAUCGAUGCAGGCUACAGGCAUAUCGAUACAGCCUUUCUGUACGAGAAUGAGGUCGAAGUAGGCGAAGCGAUCCGAGCGAAAAUUGCCGAGGGUGUCGUAAAGCGGGAGGAUAUGUUUGUCACAAGCAAGCUGUGGAACACUUUCCAUCGGCCGGAACAUGUGGCCGAAGCUUUUAGGCGGUCGUUCGAUAUGCUCGACAUCGCUUAUGUCGACCUGUACCUGAUGCACUCGCCCAUGGGAUUGCAGUUCCAAGGUUACGAGCACAGUGAUAUGCAUCCGAAGGAUGCCGAUGGACAGCCACCGUUUGACGACAUUGACUACGUCGAAACGUGGAAAAGCAUGGAGAAACUGGUAGGGGAUGGCAAGGUUCGCAGCAUCGGCUUGUCAAACUUCAACAGUGAGCAAAUCACACGAAUUCUGGAGAUUGCCGAAAUAAAACCGGUAACGAACCAGAUCGAGGUGAAUCCUGGUUGCAACCAGAAACGGUUGAUAGAGUUUUGCCGAGCCCGUGGCAUUACGGUGACGGCCUUUGGGCCAAUGGGUCGUCCUCAUCGUUCAACUUAUGGAAACAAAUCGGCCCUCGGGGAUUCGAGGGUGAUUGAGAUUGGACAAAAGUAUAGAAAAACUGACGGACAGGUGAUUCUUAGAUAUCUGAUCCAAUUAGGUACAAUUCCGAUUCCAUAUUCCACGAAAGAGGAGCGAAUCCGGCAGAAUAUUGAUGUGUUCGAUUUUACGCUUACCGAUGCGGAAAUGCAGUACAUGGACACGUUCCAAUCGGAGCGAACGUUGCCCUUUCCACCGCUUAAAAAGCACAAAUAUUAUCCAUUCGAUAUCGACUUUUGAAUAGCUGGAAGUUUUAUCAUAGUUGGUCUUUCUUUUCGGUGACGUGAUGGGAAGUAAAGCAUAUUAGAUAGAAUAAUUUCGUUUCUGGUUAAAUAUAUA
Molecule: messenger RNA, 1121 nt
Organism: Sabethes cyaneus
Lineage: Eukaryota; Metazoa; Arthropoda; Insecta; Diptera; Culicidae
Product: aldo-keto reductase family 1 member A1-A-like
Exons: 4
Coding region: 66-1022 (318 amino acids)
Cellular component (GO): cytosol
Molecular function (GO): aldose reductase (NADPH) activity
Source: RefSeq, a predicted model, not a curated record